Molecule: messenger RNA, 511 nt
Organism: Paralichthys olivaceus (Japanese flounder)
Lineage: Eukaryota; Metazoa; Chordata; Actinopteri; Pleuronectiformes; Paralichthyidae
Source: RefSeq, a predicted model, not a curated record
GUGGGAGAAGGACCCGGCCUACUGCGACACAGUCAAAAAGACGCCGCCUUACAACCGUGGCACCAGACUGCUGGACGUCAUAGACAUGGCUGUGCUGGACUUCCUCAUGAGCAACAUGGACAGACAUCACUACGAGACGUUUGAGAAAUUCGGCAAUGAGACUUUUGUGCUGCACUUGGAUAAUGGGCGGGCGUUUGGGCGUCACUCUCGGGAUGAGCCGUCUAUUCUCGCUCCCUUGCAUCAGUGUUGCAGGAUUCGUCGCUCCACCCUCCUCCGCUUGCGUCUCCUGUCCCUCCCUGCCUUCCGUCUGAGUGACGUCAUGCAGGAGUCUCUGGCUCAGGAUCCCCUGGGAGGCAUGGCCCCCCUCCUGUCAGAGCCGCACCUUUCUGCUUUGGACCGCCGCCUUGCCACCGUCCUGCAGGUGGUGCGGACAUGUCAGGAUCAGCACAACGAUGUCCUUCACGACGACUUGGAGGGAUACGACAGGGAAUAUGACCAACAGCCUGACUGA